Messenger RNA from Orbicella faveolata, 1479 nucleotides. RefSeq lists its product as uncharacterized. The record is from RefSeq and is a predicted model, not a curated record. Lineage: Eukaryota; Metazoa; Cnidaria; Anthozoa; Scleractinia; Merulinidae.
AUGGCCACUAGAGAAGCUGUGCUAUACUCAGGAAUGGACGAAGCAACAGAGGAAGCGAAGGAUGACUUCUAUGAACACCUGCAGGCAGUUGUGGAGCAGGUGCCACGUAGGGAUGUGAAGAUUGUCAUGGGAGACUUAAACGCUAAGGUAAAUGAGUUGGUGAUUGGUGGAACACUGUUCCCUCACAAGGAGUGUCAUAAGCGGACAUGGAUGUCUCCUGAUGGUGGUACGGAGAAUCAGAUCGACCGUAUGGCUUUUAGCAAGAGAUGGAGGAGUUCGCUGCAGGAUGUUCGUGUCAAGCGUGGGGCAGAUGCUGGGUCAGACCACCACCUGCCGCUGGCAAAAGUCAGACUAAAGAUUGCCAAAGUAAAAAAGUGGGAAACUUACCGAGUGCGUCUUGAGGUCAGUAAGCGCAGAGAUCCAGAGAUAAGGGACAUGUUCAAGCGGAUGCUACAAAACAGAUUUGAGGCUCUGCAGCAGUUGAUUGAGGAGGAGGAACUCCCUGUGGAGGAAGAAUGGAGGCAGAUCGAGCAAGGCUACGUGGAGACCUGUGAGAAGAUGCUGGGUCGGGCGAAGACAAAUAAGAAAGAGUGGAUCAGUAAGGAGACCUGGGAGAUAAUUGAGCUAAGAACGAAGGCGAAAAAUACUUUGAACAUGGCCAGGACAAGAAAGCAGAGGAGGGAUGCGAGUAAAAGGUACCAGGAGCUGAAUAGGGAGGUGAAGAGAGGCUGUAGGAGAGACAAGAGGGUGUAUGUGGAGUCAGAGGCCGAGAGAGCUGAGGAAGCUGGAAAGAGGGGUAAUAUGAAGACUUUGUAUGAGAUCACAAGAAGGCUGAGUGAGAGAUUUCAGGGUACGUGUAAGCCGGUGAGAAAUGAGGCAGGUGUGUUGCUCGGGACUGUGGAAAAAGAGAUGCACCGGUGGCGGGAGCACUUUGAAGGAGUGUUUAACCAUGAGGAGCCGCCCAACCAGUCAGAGGUAGAGCCAAGUGACGAACUAAACUUCAGGACUGGUCACAUUACACGUGCUGAGAUCAAGAACUCUAUAAAGAACUUAACGAACGGGAAGGCACCAGGAUGUGACAAUAGACCACCAGAGGCAAUUAAGGCUGGGGGCGAAGUGUCAGAAAAGGUUCCUUUGGAUUUCUGUAACCAGACAUGGAGUAAGAAGAAAGGUUUGUUGAACAAGCUACAAAAGAAAGACGAUCUGAGCCACUUUAAGAACUGGCGUGGCGUCAUGCUUUUGAACAUGGCAAUUAAAGUGUUCUGUAGAGUGAUCUUGCAGCGUAUCAAGACCGCACUGGAUGGAAAACUGCGAAGCUGUACGGACCAAAUAGCAACGCUAAGGAUUACUGUGGAACAAAGCACUGAGUGGCAGUCCUCUUUGUACAUCAACUUUAUAGAUUUCGAGAAGGUUUUCGAUAGCAUCGGAGAGAGGUGUUGUGGAGGUUGCUGCGCCACUACGGGAUGCCGGUCAAGAUAG